Molecule: messenger RNA, 5070 nt
Organism: Condylura cristata (star-nosed mole)
Lineage: Eukaryota; Metazoa; Chordata; Mammalia; Eulipotyphla; Talpidae
Gene: TRPV1
Product: transient receptor potential cation channel, subfamily V, member 1
Exons: 16
Coding region: 269-2725 (818 amino acids)
Biological process (GO): calcium ion import across plasma membrane
Cellular component (GO): membrane
Molecular function (GO): protein binding; calcium channel activity
Source: RefSeq, a predicted model, not a curated record
AUUGAGUGCCAGAGUGCCCGCGGCCCAUCCCUGCCAGAGCGGAGCAGCGGCGGCCUGGGAAGGGGCCUCGGACCCUCACGGAGCCAGGGGGGUGCUGCUCUGCGCCUCACAGCAGCCCGACUCGCCUCUCCAGUGGAGCAGCCGUGCAGCUCACCUGCUCCCCCUGGUCUGGGUGUGCCCUGUGCCCACCGGCUCACCUGCUCCUGCUGGGUCUGGGAGUGCCUACAGCUGGCUGGCUGCCUCUUGGGCCACAGAGGAGCUGGCAAGGAUGAAGAAAUGGGGGAACUCAGACUCAGGAGAGUCCGAGGACCCACCCCAAGAGGACUCGUGCUCAGAUCCCUUGGAUGAAGACCCUAACUUCAGGCCGACUCUAGUCAAAUCCCACUUCUUUCCCACGGCCAAGAGCCGGAGCCGGCUUUUUGGGAAAUGUGACUCAGAGGAGGUGUCCCCCAUGGACUGCUCUUAUGAGGAAGGCGAGCUGUCCUCCUGUCCGGCCAUCACAGUCAGCCCCGCUAUCAUCACCCAGAGGCCUGGGGAUGGCUCUGCCUCUGCUAGGCAGCUGUUCCAGAACUGUGUCCCUGUGGGAGCCAAGAAGAACCUCCAGCUCUAUGACCGCAGGAAGAUCUUCGAAGCUGUGGCCCAGAAUAACUGCGAGGAGCUGGAGAGCCUGCUGCUGUUCCUGCAGAAGAGCAAGAAGCACCUCAUGGACAGCGAGUUCAAAGACCCAGAGACAGGGAAGACCUGCCUGUUGAAAGCCAUGCUCAACCUGCGUGACGGACAGAACGACACCAUCCCCCUACUCCUGGAGAUCGCCCGGCAGACGGACAGCCUGAAGGAGCUUGUCAACGCCAGCUACACAGACAGCUACUACAAGGGCCAGACGGCGCUGCACAUCGCCAUCGAGAGGCGGAACAUGCCACUGGUCGCCCUCCUGGUGGAGAACGGGGCAGAUGUCCAGGCUGCGGCCAACGGGGACUUCUUUAAGAAGACCAAAGAGCGACCUGGCUUUUACUUUGGGGAGCUGCCCCUCUCCUUGGCUGCAUGCACCAACCAGUUGGGCAUCGUGAAGUUCCUGCUGCAGAACUCCUGGCAGCCGGCAGACAUCAGCGCCCGGGACUCGGCGGGCAACACGGUGCUGCACGCCCUGGUGGAGGUGGCCGACAACACGGCCGAAAACACCAAGUUUGUGACCAGCAUGUACAAUGAGAUUCUGAUCCUGGGGGCCAAGCUCCAUCCGACGCUGAAGCUAGAGGAGCUAACCAACAAGAAGGGGCUGACACCCCUGGCUCUGGCCGCCAGGAGUGGGAAGAUUGGGGUGUUGGCCUAUAUCCUCCAGAGGGAGAUCCAGGAGCCGGAGUGCAGGCACCUGUCCAGGAAAUUCACCGAGUGGGCCUACGGGCCCGUGCACUCUUCGCUCUAUGACCUGUCGUGCAUCGACACCUGCGAGAAGAACUCGGUGCUGGAGGUGAUCGCCUACAGCAGCAGCGAGACCCCUAAUCGCCAUGACAUGCUCUUGGUGGAACCACUGAACCGACUUCUGCAGGACAAAUGGGACCGAUUUGUCAAGCGCAUCUUCUACUUCAACUUCUUUGUCUACUGCCUGUACAUGAUCAUCUUUACCACCGCUGCUUACUACAGGCCUGUGGAAGGCUUGCCCCCCUAUACGAUGAAACACACUGUUGCAGACUAUUUCCGGGUCACUGGAGAGAUUCUUUCUGUAUCAGGGGGAGUCUACUUUUUUUUCCGGGGGAUUCAGUACUUCCUGCAGAGGCGGCCAUCUCUGAAGACCUUGUUUGUGGACAGCUACAGUGAAAUGCUUUUCUUUGUGCAGUCACUUUUCAUGCUGGGGACUGUGGCACUGUACUUCAGCCACCGCAAGGAAUACGUGGCCUCCAUGGUGUUCUCGCUGGCCAUGGGCUGGACCAACAUGCUCUACUACACCCGCGGCUUCCAGCAGAUGGGCAUCUAUGCUGUCAUGAUUGAGAAGAUGAUCCUGAGGGACCUGUGUCGCUUCAUGUUUGUCUACCUCGUUUUCCUGUUUGGGUUUUCCACAGCCGUGGUGACACUGAUUGAGGAUGGGAAGAAUGAUUCCAUACAGGCUGAGACCACCUUACAUAGGUGGCGAGGGUCUAGCUGCCGCCAGCCCGACAGCAACUACAACAGCCUGUACUCCACCUGUCUGGAGCUGUUCAAGUUCACCAUCGGGAUGGGUGACCUGGAGUUCACAGAGAACUAUGACUUCAAGGCAGUCUUCAUCAUCCUGCUGCUGGCCUACGUGAUUCUCACCUAUAUCCUCCUGCUCAACAUGCUUAUCGCCCUCAUGGGUGAGACUGUCAACAAGAUCGCACAGGAGAGCAAGAACAUCUGGAAGCUGCAGAGAGCCAUCACCAUCCUGGACACGGAGAAGAGCUUCCUGAAGUGUAUGAGGAAGGCCUUCCGCUCGGGUAAGCUGUUGCAGGUGGGGUACACCCCCGAUGGCAAGGACGACUACAGGUGGUGUUUCAGGGUAGAUGAGGUGAACUGGACCACCUGGAACACCAACGUGGGCAUCAUCAAUGAAGACCCUGGCAACUGUGAGGGCAUCAAGCGCACCCUGAGCUUCUCCCUGCGGUCAGGCCGAGAAAAGGCGGAUUUAUUGAAAUACACUGCUAAGAGAAGCAGCGGGCGAGACGGGAGAAGUCUGUGCCAGAAGAAGGAGUUGGGGCUCCCUAUUUCAUCAACUUAAAAAAAACUUUAUUAAGAUAGAAAUCACAACAAAAUACAUACAUUUAAAAUGUAUAGUUUGGUAAGUUUCAGCAAACACACACUCAGGUAACCUCCAUCUCACUCAAGAUACAGAGAGUUUCAUCAUUCCAGAAAGUACCCUCAUACCUUUUUGUAUUUAGUUCUCUUCUUCCCCGUUCCAGAGACUGUGAGUCUAAUUUCUGUUACCCUAAUUAACUUUAUGUCAGUUCUUCUUUACCCAAAAAAUGCCAAUUUCAUCCUGUGUUUGAAGGAUGUUUUCAAUGCACAUAGAAUUUUAGAGUAUCAGGCAUUCUUUCUCCUUUUUCUUUUAAAGCUAUAUGUUUUUAUUGCAGAAAAGUUGGUUUACAACACUGUAUGUUUUGGGGAUAUAGUUCAAACCUCCUCAAAAGUGUAUUAUCACACCAUGACCACCACUAAAGCUCUAAUAACUUCCACCAUUGUCCAGUGGGUCCCCCUUCCCUACAACCCCUCCUCCCUUCCCCCCUCUGGUGGCCUCAAUUCUGCAGUCAGAUUUCAGGGGUUUCUUUGGAAUUGUUCCCAACCUGCUAUGCCUUGGGGGAGGCUGCUUUGGUUUGAUUUUUUUUCCUGUUCCCUUGCUUUGUUUCUUUAUCCAGUUUUAUGGCUGUUUACAGCAGGAUGGUUACCCCAACACUGGAUACUCCCUCAGAGUGGGACUCUAGUUCCAGACAUACUUUGGAAAACUACUGAAGGGCUUCACCAGUUUCCCUAAGGACCAGUGCUAUCAUUUUCCCAUGUGACUCCCUGGAAACACUCCCGUGCCAGGCCACAGACUUACUGAUUAUAUCUUCUUCAGCUGUUAACUGAUAUAAAAAUCACAGAGCUUGAGUUUGCAUGUGAUUUGAACAGUUUUCCAAAAUCACUCUUACUGAUUUACUGAGAUCCUAAUCUUUUUAGAAAGAUUUGCUGUUUCACUUGGCCGCUGAUUUGUUUUUCAUUUGUUUGUUUGCAUGACAUUGUUGGCUAUUUACAACAUUGCACAUUCAUUGUGAUAAUAAUAAAUGACAUUGACCCAGUGACAGGAACACACACACACUCAUGUCAUUGGGGUGGAAGCAAGAGGUGCUUAGAAGCUCCUUGCUUUCACAUAUAAUUAAUUAGUGAAUAUUUCCUGAGGAUUUUGUUUUCCUAUAGAACUUUGUAACCAUGGAAAUGACAGUAAUCAAUAACCAAAUAAUUCAGAUAACAAGGACUUCUCCCCACCUUGUGCAGGUAAUUGGGAUGGGGUGAGGGGAUGCAUGAGAGAAAGACCAGGAAAAGGAGUGGUUAGUAGCAGAGUUAGGGGAGCACAUGAAUGGUCUUGGUUUCAGGACUAUGGGAAGUGGAUGCUGAGAGCCCCCUUCCUCCUUGGAGAGCCUUGUAACUGGAAUCAGGCAGCCCCAAGGUUGGGCGUCCCCAUUAAUCAGCCAGUCAGAAGAUGGCAUCUCUCGGCCUGUCUUCCCAUGGACUCCUCCAUGGCAUUCUCUGCUGGGACCCUAAGGGGUCAUCCGUUAGAAGCUAGUGCUUGGUAUGUGACUAGAGUUGGGGGACAGGCCAGCAUUAGGUGGAGGGCCUGGGGGAGUCCGCAGGAACUGGAAUGGUCACAGUGGCCUCAGUCCUGACAUUUUUUAAUACCUUUGAGAUGUGGUUAGUUUGGAUAUCGGGCCUGAUUUAGGGCCUGAGGCUGUGGGGUGUGAAUUUUGAUUGGUUUUCUAGAGAAGUCAGAUGGGUGUAGCUGAUAAGGGCUCUGACGAAUGGAAGGAGAGCUUGUGCAGCUUUCCUUCUUGCUCGUCAUUUCUUUGCAAGCAGGGAGGGAGGUGGCUAUAGGGAGGACAACCAGUUCAUUCCCAGAAGUUUGCUAGAAGCUUCCUGGAAUUUCAGGUCACCCUGGAGAACCCCACUUGAGGCCCAGUGUUGCCAUGGUUCCUUUGGAAUUAUUCCCAACCUGCUGUGCCUUGGGCGAGCCUGAACCCCAAAUCUUGAUUCUCUUGCUGGUAUUCAUCACUCUAGAGUUGGCCUGGGGUAUAGCUACUCACAGGGCAGGAAGGAAGUGGAGGCCCAGAGAGGAAAUUCAUGGACUCAAUCUAUGAGAUCACAAGCAAGUUGGGGCAUGGGGAGGGGUGUGUGUGUGGGGUGGAUGGAGGAAGAGAACCUAGAGUGGUCAGAGUGGAGGUCCCUGAGCUGCUGAGGGGAGAAGAAAUGGCUCAGAUCCAUUGUGCCUUACGGCACACCUACAUGCCUGGGUCUCUUUAUGUAGCGAUUGGUACACCUAACAGGUAGAUGUCUACUAUUGUUUUGCUGCAUUCAAGCCAAUAAUGGUAUCUUGCC